This is a messenger RNA of Paramecium octaurelia, 144 nucleotides long. The record is from the annotation of a GenBank genome assembly. Lineage: Eukaryota; Ciliophora; Oligohymenophorea; Peniculida; Parameciidae.
AUGAAUGAAAAACUUGGCAACAUGGAAUUAGUAAAUGAAAAUAUUACUGACAAAUAGAAUUAUCUGGAUUUAGAAGCCUUAUUAAUGUUUGGUUGUUUGUAAUUAAACUAUUAAGAAUAUGAGUAAAUGAUACAUUUGCCUUGA